AGAGCCACGCUGGACCUAGGCUGAGAAGAGAGCGAAGGAGGAGUAGUCUGGAAAUUAUUUUCAACUUCUGAAUUUUUCUCAUAUCUCUUCCUACGAGGACACCAAAUAGUCUUGAAUUAUCUACGCAACAUUCUUGAGUUUUUCAACGUUGAAGAAAGCGUACAACCAGCAACAUGUGUACAGGAAAGUGCUCUAAGGCCAUUGCGAUCCCGCUCUAUGUCCUGGCGGGGGUCUCAAUCAUCUGUAACAUCAUUGCGUUCUUCCCUGGCUGGUCGACGGAGUACGCUCAGGAAGACAGAGAUGGGAAAGGAGACCGGAUCACAGAUGAGGUUAAAUAUAUGGGAGGGUUCAUCGGCGGCGGGCUCAUGUGCCUUAUCCCAGCCAUCCACAUCCACCUGACCAGCAGUAAUGGUUGCUGUGCCAACCGCUGUGGGAUGUUCCUGUCCAUUGGGUUUGCUGCUGCUGGGGUUGUUGGAGCUCUGUACAGUUUGGCUACGGCUGCCCUGGUCCUGGCCAACGGGCCUGUCUGCUUAUUCAAGGUUAUAGGUGACAAAGAUGCAAGUUGGGGGAGGCCCUUCAUGAACAACAGCGGCAGUUACCUGGGUGACAGUGAACUCUGGAAGACUUGUCUAAAGCCAGACGAUGUUGUGGAGUUUAACAUCGGCCUGUUCGCCACUCUACUUGUGGCUGCUAGUGUGGAACUGGUGCUGUGCGCAAUACAGAUGGUCAACGGACUGUUCGGAUGCAUCUGUGGUACCUGUGGCGGAAAGGAGUAGGAAGCGUGAUGAUCAAUGAUGACCAUCGACUGUGACCAUUUUUCAACCACGACCACUUGAGGACCGUCAAGAGGAAUGAAUGGUUAUUUGAAGAGUGAUUAUACUUACUUUGCUCUGGGGCCAAGAGUAUUUAUGAUAUACAUAGACUGCUUAGUGUAGCCUAGUAAACACAUCAGUGACUGUAAUAUGUAGCCUAUAGUCGUGUUUAUAUUGGUAUGACAUUUGCAUCUUCUGUGAAUUGUGUUUCUCAUGUUUUAAUUUAAUUCUAUGCAGAUUUUAAUUUGUUUUAUUUUGUAAUAAAAGCU
Messenger RNA from Salvelinus namaycush (lake trout), 1081 nucleotides. Its product is annotated as transmembrane 4 L6 family member 5-like. The record is from RefSeq and is a predicted model, not a curated record. Gene Ontology annotation, cellular component: membrane. NCBI's taxonomy places the organism in Eukaryota, Metazoa, Chordata, Actinopteri, Salmoniformes, Salmonidae. The coding region runs from base 174 to 776 and encodes 200 amino acids. The transcript has 5 exons.